Molecule: messenger RNA, 1523 nt
Organism: Hypomesus transpacificus
Lineage: Eukaryota; Metazoa; Chordata; Actinopteri; Osmeriformes; Osmeridae
Gene: alkal1
Product: ALK and LTK ligand 1
Exons: 6
Coding region: 518-988 (156 amino acids)
Biological process (GO): positive regulation of ERK1 and ERK2 cascade; positive regulation of ERK5 cascade
Molecular function (GO): receptor signaling protein tyrosine kinase activator activity; receptor tyrosine kinase binding
Source: RefSeq, a predicted model, not a curated record
UAACUUACAGACCACUUAAUAAACACUUCGAGAUCUGCCUCCAUCAAGUUUCGCAACUUUGGGACAAUAGUUGCCUGUCUAUUGUACCACACACGUGUGCUCUUUUCAGGAUAGGAGUUUUGUUCAAUGGAAAUCUUUAAGUAGCGUGCUUUGUGUUAUCCGUUCACGAACAUGCAACGUUGUCCUGUGAAGUAGUGAUGUCCUUCUACCUCUUCUAGAGAUGGUUUUGAGCGUCAAGGAGGGGCGCAUGCCAAAGGGAGCGAUCACCGGCUGAAGAAAUUGAACCAAAGAUGUCAACAUUGCUUACCACCCACUCGAAAUCAAUUAUAUUACAUUCAAGAAUCUCGCUCAUCGUAUAAAACGGGACGCAUGAUUUCCAAAGAGACUGCAGUAAACGCUAUCAGCUCUGUUCUCCUUAUCAUCGACAGCACUGUGCAAGGGGAGAUAUUUUGGGGAGAAACCGUGUCCACUUUUGAGGACAAAAAAAUCUUCCGUUAACCUAACGUCCACAGAAGCCAUGCAAGCGGAGAGGAAAUGGCAUAUUCUGUUGAGUGUGUUCCUUCUGCUCGUCACCUCAGGCCAGUGCAUGGACAGCAAAGAAGUCAAGCAGAAAGAGAGAAGGACCUUGUUGGAUCUAAUCUUACAGGUUAUCGGAGACAAUCCAAGGAACAAGCCCAUCUCCAGGCGCUAUAGCAGUGGUCUCCUAACUGCAGCCCAAGACAUAAAGCUCUCCUCCUGUGAAAAGCCUUUAUAUGUUCCUAGGCUGGAUAACAGUAGACCAAUAGAGAUUGUCCCAAGAGAUAUAAACCUGAAAGACAAGUUCAUAAAGCAUUUCACAGCAGGACCAGUCAAGUUCUCUUCGGAAUGCAGAACACAUUUUCAUAGACUAUAUCACAAUACAAGGGAUUGUUCACGACCAGCAUACUACAAGAGAUGUGCAAGAUUGCUAACAAGGCUAGCAAUGAGUCCACUGUGCACACAAUCAUAGACAUUUCAUGUUCAAACUAAUUAACGAGGGAUAAAUGUGUUGCCAAGGAAGUGCCUUCAGUGUGCAGCAGUCAUAAGAACAUAGUGCUGUAAUUGUUUAUAGUAUUUAUAUUUAUGUUGUCAAUAUUGAAAAUGCCAGCUGACUUGGUUGGUUUCAUGAGAUAGAUUUGCUGUAUAUUUUAACAUAUCAUGUAUUUUUAAGAAAACAUUAAUUUAAUAUCGAUACACCUAUUUAUUUAAAUAGUAUGUAUAUAAUUGUUCUGAAUGAUUCCCAAAUGUUAAUAUUUCUUAAAUUAACCAUGUGAUGUAGAAAAAAAAGAAUCAACUGUGACAAAUUCAAACUAAGAAUUAUUUGUUUAAAAUUGUGUUGUUUGAUGGCCCGCCUUGGUGUUGGAGCUAUGCCAUUCACUGUCAUUGUCUUCAUUACAUACUGUAUAAUUUGGCACUUGAAUGAUUUCAGAAAGUGAGAAUAUAUUGAAUGACGACAAUAGUGAAUAUUGCACUGCAGAACUGAACAAUAAAAAAGUAUUAAGCAC